AACUGCUAACCCGGAAGCGGUCGGCAGUGCGGCGCUGUUUAAAGAUGGCGGCGGAGGAACCUCAGCAGCAGAAGCAGGAGCCGCUCGGCAGCGACUCCGAAGGUGUUAACUGUCUUGCUUAUGAUGAAGCCAUCAUGGCUCAGCAGGACCGAAUUCAGCAAGAGAUUGCUGUGCAGAACCCUCUGGUCUCGGAGCGGCUGGAACUUUCGGUCCUGUACAAGGAGUAUGCUGAGGAUGACAACAUCUAUCAACAGAAGAUCAAGGAUCUCCACAAAAAGUACUCGUACAUCCGCAAGACCAGGCCUGAUGGAAACUGCUUCUACCGAGCUUUCGGAUUCUCGCACUUGGAGGCGCUGCUAGACGACAGCAAGGAAUUGCAGCGGUUUAAGGCGGUGUCUGCCAAGAGCAAGGAGGACCUGGUGUCCCAGGGCUUCACUGAGUUCACAAUCGAGGAUUUCCACAACACGUUCAUGGACCUGAUCGAGCAGGUGGAGAAGCAGACCUCCGUGGCCGACCUGCUGGCCUCCUUCAACGACCAGAGCACGUCGGACUACCUGGUGGUGUACUUGCGGCUGCUCACGUCUGGCUACCUGCAGCGGGAGAGCAAGUUCUUCGAGCACUUCAUCGAGGGCGGGCGGACGGUCAAGGAGUUCUGCCAGCAGGAGGUGGAGCCCAUGUGCAAGGAGAGCGACCACAUCCACAUCAUCGCGCUGGCGCAGGCCCUCAGCGUCUCCAUCCAGGUGGAGUACAUGGACCGCGGCGAGGGCGGCACCACCAACCCGCACAUCUUCCCCGAGGGCUCUGAGCCCAAGGUGUACCUCCUCUACCGGCCAGGACACUACGAUAUCCUCUACAAAUAGGGCCGGCGCCGGCGUGCCCCGGCCCCGCCUGCCCUCCCCUCUGCCAGGCGCUAGACAUGUACAGAGGUCUUCUGUGGUUGUAAAUGGUCAUAUUUCACUCCCCCCUACCCCCGCCCCAUCACGCAACCUUCCACGUUUUAUUAAAGGGGAUGCUGGUGGUGAGCCGCGUGUGUGCGUGUCCCUGCUCUGCUGCUGCCUGCCUGGCCGCUGUGUGUCUGGCUGUCCCCCUGCCGCCCCCUGUCCACACCCGAGCCCCCCCACCAGGAGCAGUUUUGAGGGGGCUAGGCCUCUUGGGGACCCCUCCUGGUUACCUGCUUCCUUCCCUUCAGGCACCCAGGCCUCCCUUCCUCUCCUUAGCUGGCUCAGGGGCUUCCACAAGAAUCUGGGAGGUUCUUUGGGGCCUUGCCCAGGGACCUAGGACUUGGGCUAGCCCAAGCUUCAGGCUGCUCCCUCCUAGGCCCUGACUCCACCAAACUGUCCUGCUCAGGGCCCCCAACCUGACUGCCCGCCCUCCCCUCGGGGGUCUGCCUAGCCCAGCCCUGGGUGGAGAGAACUGAAACUGUGGGGCCCGGUUCAGGAAAGGUGGUGAGGCUCGGGCACCCCCAUGGACCCCGCGAAUGGUACCCACCUGGCUGGGGAGGGGCAGCCUUCAAGCCGGCGCUUGGUCCGUGGUCCUGAGGUCGAGGCAGGGCUUUGCCAGGCGCCGUUCCUCCCCACCUCUCCCCCUGCCUGUGCCUGCUUUGCACCCCCUUUGCUUGGGCCACGGUGUCUCUGCAUUGCCUUCCUUUUUGCCUUUACCUCUUCUCUUCCUCCACCCCAGCACAUGUGGGCUCUUGGCCCCCAGGCUGUGAGCUCCUUGGGGGCAGGCCCUCAAUAAAUGUUAAGUGCUGCCGCCCA
Neogale vison (American mink) is the source of this 1757-nucleotide messenger RNA. It is a transcript of the gene OTUB1, whose product is annotated as OTU deubiquitinase, ubiquitin aldehyde binding 1. Gene Ontology annotation, biological process: negative regulation of double-strand break repair; protein K48-linked deubiquitination. The record is from RefSeq and is a predicted model, not a curated record. Gene Ontology annotation, cellular component: nucleus. The coding region runs from base 45 to 860 and encodes 271 amino acids. The transcript has 7 exons. Gene Ontology annotation, molecular function: ubiquitin binding; cysteine-type deubiquitinase activity. Lineage: Eukaryota; Metazoa; Chordata; Mammalia; Carnivora; Mustelidae.